GCCACGCCCACCGUGACAGAAAUCUUGAGGCAAAAAUAACUGCAUUGUGAGCCAAACACGGAGGAGUACACACACGGAUAUUUUACGGAGAAAUGAUGUUGCUGUAUAUCCUUCUGUCCGCCUGUGUUGGAACUGUGCACAUGUAUCCUGAUGGACAAGUCAGCGGUGUUUGUUCAUCUAUGGUACCAGCUCACUCGUCUUCAUCUACUCAGACCAGCUCUUCUCCGUACACGAUUACCGCCACGCCGACCAGCUUCAACAGUGGCGAUGAAAUCACAGUAACACUAAGCGGAUCAGUAAAUUUUAAAGGCUUCAUGUUACAAGCAUAUAAAGCGGGAACCAACACACCGAUCGGCACCUUCACCGUGACAAACAAUCAAGCACAAGGACUCACCUGCUCCGGAGUGGCUAAUAGUGCAGUUUCUCAAACAUCAAAAAGCGGGAAAACGUCAAUUCAAGUUAAAUGGAAGGCCCCUACAUCUGGACAGCUCAGCAAUGUAGAGUUCCGUGCAACGUUUGUUCAAGCUUUAUCAACUUUUUGGGUGGGUGUGAAGAGCUCUGCUAUAACAUACACGAGCACAUCGACACCUCUUACUGCAGCCCCAAACAUAAGCAUUUCUAAACCAACAUUGAAUCUUACUGCAGCCCCAAACAUAAGCAUUUCUAAACCAGCAUCAACACCGGUUACUGCAGCCCCGACCGUAAGCAUUUCUAAGCCAACACAAACCGUAUCUACAUCAAAUUCUGGGUGUGGGGUCAGCAAAGUCUGUUUCAGUCAGCCUGACAACUGCGACCCAACUACCAACACUGCCUGUUACUUCAUGUCAGUUCAGUCGUCAUCCAGCCAGUCAGAAAUGCAGGUGCAAAUAGUCGGCCCGGGUAGCGGAUACGUCGCGAUUGGGUUCUCCGAUGACCAAGCAAUGGGCAAUGAUGACAUCUAUAUAUGUGGUAAAGACAACAAUGGCAUUCCCCAAGUGCAACAUGCAUUUUCCACCGGAACAAGGGCUCCAAAUAUUCUCUCACUGGGGAAUGUCUCUGAUAUCAAGACAACGAUUACAAAUGGAGUGUUGAAUUGCUCUUUUACGUCUCGUAACGCCAUCAGCACGGCAAGUAGAGCAGCGUCUGGCAGCCAGUACUACCUUAUGAUCGCUUCUGGACCCGCCAGUCAAGGCAGCAUUCAGGUACACACAACAACAUUCGUCAGCCAAACCAAAGCUGAUUUAGUAAAUCCGACAGUGAUUGGCAGUGAAGCAUUUCCAGCUAUUGUUAAAGCACACGGUGCCCUGAUGCUGAUCGCCUGGAUGACCACAGGCAGUGUGGGUAUGCUCAUAGCGCGCUAUUUAAAGGCAGUCGGCAAGGGGAGAGGAUGUUGUGGUAAAGAUUUCUGGUUUUUGGCUCACGUGAUGUUGAUGUCCCUGUCGAUUAUUGCCACAGCUAUUGCAUUUAUAAUCAUAUUUUCUUAUGCCCAGGAUUGGGCUGGGGGAGCUCAUCCUGUCCUGGGUUGUUUGGUGAUGAUUCUCUCUUUAAUUCAGCCUAUAGUGGCAGCUUUACGCUGUGACCCGCAACAUGAGAAGAGAUUCAUCUUCAACUGGGCUCAUUCAUUCAACGCUCUGGCUAUCAAAGGUCUCGCAGUGGGAGCGAUCUUCACUGGUCUGGAACUUAUUGGUGAAGCACAGGGUGAGGGGUGGAUGCUGGGGGUUAUGGGAGGUUUCGUGGCAUGGGAGGCUCUGAUGUACAUCUUUCAAGAUUUGCACAUGCGUGCCACUAAAAAAGAUUCUACCAUUUGCUCUUUUGGAAUGAUGAACACUGAAGUGAUCCUGCUUGUCCUGUAUAUAUUGGGAAACCUGGCCUUCUUAAUAGCACUUCUUGUUGGAAUCGGCAGAGCUUAAGAAAGCCCAACAUGUCAUAGAAAUCUCGCUGGAUUAAAGCUAUUUUUUACUUUUUAUUGUAUUAUUAACGUUAUUAUGAACACAAACUAUUUGUUUAUUUUCAUCUAAGCCUAAAACAUUUCCAUUUCUAUAGGCCAGUAUAAUAUUAACCCUUUGUAUAAUGCUUAUGUUUUUAUUUUAUCAUUUGUCUGGGUUAAUACCAAUUAGUGAUUUUCUGUCAUCAUUGUGCUUUUGAGGAAGGGAGUGAAGUUUGUGUUGUUUUUAGGAUGCUGUCUCUGCAAUGACUGCACUGAUAGGUGCUCUUUGACAUGAAGUACAAUAGAGAACGUUAAGAGACUGUCAGUCCUCCACAAGAACAGUCAGGAAAUAAGUUCUCCCAAUUUUUUUUUUUUUUUGAAAGUUAGCUAAUUAUUUUGGUUUAGAGAGUGAGGAUUGUAAUAAAUUAUUAAUAGUAAAUGCAUCCAAUAUUUUUAUAAUUUUUUAUACAAAAUCCACUUAAAUAAAAAUGUGUAUAUGUAUGUCUAUGAUGCCAAUAUUGUUGUCUAAUGGAAAACACUUUUGUCAAAAGACUUGAAGUCAUUGCUAUAUUAAAGAGUCUUAAUGUGAUCAAA
Messenger RNA from Misgurnus anguillicaudatus (oriental weatherfish), 2500 nucleotides. Lineage: Eukaryota; Metazoa; Chordata; Actinopteri; Cypriniformes; Cobitidae. The record is from RefSeq and is a predicted model, not a curated record.